Molecule: messenger RNA, 1335 nt
Organism: Fusarium keratoplasticum
Lineage: Eukaryota; Fungi; Ascomycota; Sordariomycetes; Hypocreales; Nectriaceae
Exons: 2
Coding region: 1-1335 (444 amino acids)
Biological process (GO): 5-phosphoribose 1-diphosphate biosynthetic process; purine nucleotide biosynthetic process
Cellular component (GO): ribose phosphate diphosphokinase complex; cytoplasm
Molecular function (GO): magnesium ion binding; ribose phosphate diphosphokinase activity
Source: RefSeq, a predicted model, not a curated record
AUGGUGCGCAAUAUCGUCGUUCUGGGAGGCAAUUCCCACCCCCAGCUCACAGAGAACGUCUGCAACAUCCUCGGCGUUCCCCAAAGUAACCGCAUCCUUUCAAAAUUCUCUGGCGGCGAGAGCCGUUGCGAAAUCAAGGACUCGGUCCGUGGAAAGGAUGUCUACAUCAUUCAAUCCGGCUCGGGCAACGUCAAUGACAACCUCAUUGACCUCUGCAUCAUGAUCUCGGCCUGCAAAAUCGGUUCAGCAAAGCGAGUCACUGCAGUUGUCCCACUCUUCCCCUACUCCCGACAGCCCGACUGGCCCUACAACAAGGCCGGCGCUCCUUUGUCGCAACCCACUGGGGGUUCCCGAAACGACUACACCUUCGAGAGCGUGCCUCCCACGCCUCGUCCUGGCGCCCCUCGGUCUGCCGGCUUGCCCAAUGGCGUUAACAACCUCACUGAGAAGCUGUCCAAGACCGCCAUCGCCAGGGAGAGCGCUGCCAACGGCGUCAACGGUGUCAAUGGCACCAAUGGCGACUACGCGCCGCCCCGCCGAUCAGAUACGAUCUCCAGCACCACUUCCAACCGUGGUCACCAGCAGGAGAAUUCUAUUUCCUCACAGCGAAGUUACACUACCCACGACUACGAAAACCAGUCCAACAUCUCGGCCUUCCAGCCCAAGCCGGGUUACAAGCACUGGAUUGCCCAGGCCGGCACUCUGGUUGCCGACCUGCUCACUUGCGCCGGCGCAGACCACAUCAUCACUAUGGAUCUUCACGAUCCCCAAUACCAGGGCUUCUUUGAUAUUCCCGUCGACAACCUCUACGGAAAGGCUCUGAUCCAGAACUACAUCCAGUCGCAAAUCCCUGGCUACCAAAACUCCGUCAUCGUCUCCCCCGAUGCCGGAGGUGCGAAGCGAGCUACCCUGAUCGCUGACAGCCUCAAAACGGAUUUUGCCCUGAUUCAUAAGGAGCGCCGUCCGAUCCGAUUCACCGAGCACCGCAAUGCCAGCAUGAUGCUUGUGGGUGAUGUCGCAAACCGCAUCUGCAUCCUGGUCGACGACAUCAUUGACACUGGAAACACCAUUACGCGCGCUGCUAAGCUUCUGAAGAAGGAGGGCGCUACCAAGGUGUACGCUCUUCUCACUCACGGAGUGUUUAGCGGUGACGCCAUUGCCCGUAUCAACGCUUCUGCCAUUGACAAGAUUCUGGUUACCAACUCGGUCCCCCAGAAUGAGCACCGACGACAAUGUCCCAAGCUCGAGGUGAUCGACAUCUCGCCCGUCUUCGCCGAGGCCAUCCGCCGCGUCCACCACGGCGAGUCGAUCAGCGUGCUCUUCCAGCACAACUAA